Messenger RNA from Dicentrarchus labrax (European seabass), 4917 nucleotides. RefSeq names its product F-box protein 30a (gene fbxo30a). Gene Ontology annotation, molecular function: protein binding; ubiquitin protein ligase activity; zinc ion binding. The record is from RefSeq and is a predicted model, not a curated record. The transcript is spliced from 3 exons. NCBI's taxonomy places the organism in Eukaryota, Metazoa, Chordata, Actinopteri, Moronidae. The coding region runs from base 212 to 2419 and encodes 735 amino acids.
CCCUCAACACAAGUAACACCACCAAAUAAGCCCGAGUCUAAUGAUUCAGAGGUAUUUACUUUGGUAUUUCCUUUGGGGGCUUGCAGGCUGGAUGACAUGGGGAAAUUCUGACUUGUCACCAGGCGCCAUGUACGAAAGAGCCUAAAGGGUUGAACACUUCACCCCCUUUCCCCCUGCCAGAACCAAUUGGGCAAGGAGCAACACAGUAAAAAUGGAGAACCUGCAUUCCCACUGCCUUAAAUGCAUCAACAGAAGAUGCAUGGUGAGACCAGAGACGGGUGUUUGCUGCGACCUCAUUGGCUGUCCUCUUGUCUGUGGGGCAGUUUUUCACUCAUGCAAACUAGAGGAACACCGUCUCCUGUGUCCAUAUGAACGGCUACCAUGCCUUAACAGCGGAUUUGGUUGCCCGUUCACUAUUCCAAGGAUCAAAAUGGCAAAACACCUUGAGACGUGCCCAGCCAGUAUAGUGUGUUGUACUAUGGAGUGGAAUCGCUGGCCUGUGAGUUACUCUGACCGCAAGUCCUACGAAAACUUGAGCAAAGACUUUGAUGAGGUGGAGCAGCUAGACAUGGCCUUGGCCCUGCAGGAUCAGAGGAUGUUGUUGGAGUCCCUGAAGGUUACGACCACCGUGUCAAAGAAUGGAGACAAGGAAGUAGAUGAAAGUGACAAAAUGGCCACAGCGGCAAGUCUCCCAGAGACAGUGUUAGGCAAUGGAACAGUGGAAAUGGAAGCGGAGCCCUAUAAUGAGUUGUAUAGAGCCUCGGUGGAGAGCAGAAGUUUAGCAGCGGCCUUGGACAUCCUCUCUAAUUCCAAGGAUAUCGGUGUAAUUGUUGGAAAUUUAAACGGGGAAAAGGCCGACAAGAAUGGUGCACGCCGCAAUGGAGAAAAUGGUGAUAGUCACAGUGUUUAUGUCGCUGAGGGUGGGAAGAAUGUGGAUAUGCAAGAUAGUGACUCUGAUUCAGAGUGUGAGCUUGGGGCAGUAGGUGGAGUGGAUUGUGCAGUGGGGACAGAUGGAGGAGAAAAUGGGAUCGGCUGGGUAGAAGAAAAUGAUUUUGUAGAGUUAUUUUUUGAAGAGAAGGAAGAUAUAAUCGAGGAGCCAAUAAAUAAUUCCAACUUUGUUUGGCCAGAGCUGCCUCAGGAUUACAUGCCUGUACUGGAACGACCUGUGCCUCCACAAGCACCACUUUCACCCCCAAUGCCAUUCCUGCUGUCUGAUCACUUGAGAAAUAACUUCUUACAGCAAUUACCUUCUGAACUCAGGUAUAGGUGUUUGGAGCGUAAACUACAGAACGUAGAAGUGCUUAGAGGAAUAAGUAUGUUUACACUUAACGGGCGUCGGGCUCUGCUGUCAGACCCGUACUUGUUUCGAGCAAAGAUGGAGGACAAGGCAGUAGACACAUCCGACCUGGAAGUAGCAGAUGACCCCAUGGGCCUCCACGGCAUCGAUCUCAUCACCGCCGCAUUGCUGUUUUGUCUCGGCGACUCUCCGGGAGGCAGAGGAAUCUCAGACAGCAGGUUUGUCGACGGUUACCACAUUGACUUUGGUACUCAGACAUUCUCUUUCCCUUCAGCCAUUCUUGCAACCAACACCAUGGUGGGAGAUAUCGCUUCAGCCUCGGCGUGCGAUCACGCCAGCCCACAGCUUUCCAAUCCAAGCCCCUUUCACACCCUCCGGCUGGACCUGGUGCUCGAAUGUGUGGCUCGCUACCAAACGAAGCAGCGCUCCAUGUUCACAUUUGUGUGCGGGCAGCUAUUCCGGCGGGAUGAGUUCUCGUCUCAUUUCAAGAACGUUCACGGGGAUAUUCACGCCGGGCUCAAUGGCUGGAUGGAGCAACGCUGCCCUUUAGCCUACUAUGGCUGCACCUAUUCCCAAAGACGAUUCUGCCCCUCAGUACAGGGCUUCAGAAUCAUCCAUGACAGGCACCUCGGCUCGUUUGGGGUUCAGCCUGGUUUGCCUUUAAAGGCCGGGGACAGCCCCUCAAGAAAAACCUGCCGCUUUGGUCCUCAGUGCGAUCAGUUUAGCAAUCUUCCAUUCGAGGUGCUGCAACAUGUAGCAAGCUUCCUGGACAGUUUUAGCUUGUGCCAACUGUCCAGAGUGUCCCGCACCAUGAGGGAUGUGUGUGCUAGUCUGCUCCAGAUGCGUGGCAUGGUCGUCCUGCUGUGGGAGAAGAAACGGCGUGCUGACGGCUCUCCUUCAUGGCAGAUCACAGACAAGGUGUGGCGAUUCAGCACAGCCUUUGGUACAGUGAAUGAGUGGAAGUUUGCAAACAUCGCCAGCAUGGCCGACCACCUCAAGAAGUGCAAGUUCAAUACGAUUUCUCGUCACGAAGAGGCGAUCCCUCUGCCAUGCAUGUGUUUCACCAGAGAGCUCACGAAAGAGGGAAGGUGUUUACGUUCAGUUCUCAAACCAGUAGCAUAAGGGUUUAUCAAAGAUGAAAUCAUCUUUUGGACAUUUAUGAGACCAGAAUACGCAAAUACAUAUGUAUUUUCCUCCAGUGUUUACAGACAUUAGUCUCUACCAGCCUCAAAAAGACAGAAAACUCCUGGUUGAACAUUAUAAAUUGUUGGUUGUUCACAGUGGAAAAAGAAAAACUUCACUCCCAUAAAUGAGACAAUGCCAGUUGUGGGCAGAUUUAUACUUGAGUGGAAGCCGACACGCUGCUCACAGAUCAGGACUGUGAACAAGCAAAUUAAAUUGCUAGCCUUCUAUUUUCCCCUCUGAUGGAUUUAUUAAUACCAGUGUACUGAAGUUGUAUCCUUAUCUACUCUGACAUUGUGUAAAUAAUCAGAUGUUUUGAUGUAGAAUUUUUUUAUUUUUUAUAUCAAAGAGUCAGUACUGUGCUACAGUGGAGGUGAGAGUAGAGCCUUAACUUAUGAUACACUUGAUUUUCUAGUCGUGAGGUUGUUCAGAACAUCUCGGUGAGAUUUCUCCGCUGCUUCUAGCUGGAACAGUUUACUGGUAUCUUGCACGGUUUUGUAUCCUGAUACCUAGAGUGACCAUGUGUGUACUGAGCUCAUAGAUUUCAUGGCUUUAAUUCUACAUUUUAAGACUGACCAAACAUCUGUGGUAGCUGUGCACAAUGUAUGCCAUUUUACAGGAUGGUCAUACUGUAUUCACUGUGGGUGUUGUUUUUUUUUUGCUCACCAGCAUGUCACCAUCACCAUGUUUGGUGUUUUUAAAUAAAGUGUGUUUUUUUGUGGUUUGGCACAUUAUAGCAGUAAUAACAGUGGUCCAUCUUCCUUUUAUCUAUUUCUUACCUCUGACUAAAGCGCUGGAGUGUUAGUCAUGUGAGAGAUUAACACUAUUCACCAGCCAAAUGGCAAAAGAUUUUGUUAGCUGUGGUUGGUUUGUGGUUGUCUGUUCUACCAGCUAUUUCUAAAAGUAACCAGCAGUUGUUUGUAGGUGGUUUUUAUACAAAAAUGUAGCAAGUAAAGUGAUGAAUGUACUCAGUGAUUAUAAGAAUCCAUCAGUGACUGUGGUUAGUGGGCAGAAACCUUGGUUUCCUUCCCUCAGUGUCGGACCUCAUUAAACCCUGCAGGCCAGGUGUUAAGAAAUAUAACGGGCACACGCUUCCCUCCAGUAAUGAGCUAAUCACUAAUUAUGUUCAUUAUUUAUCAUGGUUGUGUGUUUUUUUGGCACUACAUGUCCACUGUGUUCAAAUGUUGGUGUCUCAGGGUUGUAGCAUGAAGCUUUGUCUCGCAGUAGAUUUGUGUGUGUGUGUGUGUGUGUGGUCAACGAAAUUGCAGAGAACGACACGACGACUUGUGAGCUGCUUGAUUAUUGUGGGGUCUUAGAACUGACUGGUGUACCACUCAGUAUUAUAAUAACAUAACAGUGUGUGUGUGUGUUGCAGUGCUGGACUAACAAAUUACAUGUUUUCAAGUUUGUCAUCCAUCAGCAUCCUAUUUUGGCUGAGUACCUAAAAUAGGCUGUCAGCCAAAAGGUUGUUUGGAUGUGCGAUUGAGUGAUCAGACUUGUUGAACACCUUUUUUUUUUUUGUUAUAUUUUUAGUUUGGAUUAAGAACUAAGGUCUAACAACACAUGAACAUGACAUAUUUUGCUCCCUUGUGUGAGUAAAUGGCUCCAAAUGUUUCGCAAUGUGGAACAGAAAUGUCACAGACAAGUAUGUGAGUACUGGUAUAAAGAAAAUGGUUAUUCUUUUGAGAAAAUUGUGUGUUUUUGUUGUUUUUAUGUUUUUGAAGUUUGAUGUAAAAGCCCAAGCGAUUUCAGAACUAAGCUGUCUUUUUACUCUAUUAAGUCCCAACCCGUGUUUGGUUUAUUUCUUAUUUUUGUACUGGUACUUGUAUUUGAAAAGAAAAAAGAAUCUGCCUCUGUAAUGUCUGGAUUUAUGUUUUGAAUUAUUGAUUUGCACAUGAAGGCAUGUACUGUAAACAUUUAAAUCAUAAUGCUGAGGGGUUGUCUUUGCUCGAGUAGCGGGAAUUUUGCUCCCCUCACGUGUUUUGCAUGUGAGUUUGAUAUGUUUGGAAAAAUUGUAUGUGUCAGUCCAGUUGCAAACUCAUUUAUACCGUUUAUUUCUCAGGCACAGUGCAUCAGUUUAGUACAUUUUCAUAUUAACUGUUACAAUUUUUUAAAACUUGUAUAAUAUGGAACUUCAGCCAGGUCUGAUCCCAUGCACUCAUUCUUCAGGUUUGAUGGAUGGAGUGGAUGACCUGAGCAUCAAUCUUUUUCUCUACUGAGGUUAAUGUAAACGUUUAGACAGAUGUAAUGUCUGCAGCACACCUCAUUUUGUUUUUCAGUAAUACAGUCUUUUGCAGGCACCUGGAGUGUAUCAACACUUUUUCAGCAUUUUAAGUUUUGUUUUUACUCCUGCUGAAGUGUAUUUUUCACCACAAUAUGCCAGCUUCAUUUGUUUGACUUUUGAAGCAUUUUAAUAAAGAGGCUCUCUUGUUUUUAAA